Thalassophryne amazonica is the source of this 2342-nucleotide messenger RNA. RefSeq names its product UDP-glucuronosyltransferase 2C1-like. The transcript has 2 exons. The record is from RefSeq and is a predicted model, not a curated record. Gene Ontology annotation, molecular function: UDP-glycosyltransferase activity. NCBI's taxonomy places the organism in Eukaryota, Metazoa, Chordata, Actinopteri, Batrachoidiformes, Batrachoididae. The coding region runs from base 140 to 1750 and encodes 536 amino acids.
CUCAAGGAGAGAUUCAGAAGAUCAGUAAAAAUCUGAAGACGUGAUUUUUGCAUUUGCACAAAAACAAGACUGUUGUUUUCUAAACUCUGUGUUCUCACUGUGUGGGCGAGAAGGCACUCAGAGGAUAGACACUUGAGUGAUGGGGCCCACUCCAGCCCUGGGAUUAAUCAUGCUGUUUGUUGCAGCUGUUUCUUCCAUUGCUGAUGGUGGAAAAGUGUUAGUUUUCGGUGUGGAAGGGAGCCACUGGCUUAAGAUGAAAAUCCUGGUGGAGGCCCUUCAUUCUCGGGGCCAUGACAUCACAGUGAUCCGUACUUCCACCAGUUGGUACAUAAAAGAUUCUUCACCUCAUUACACCUCCAUCACCAUCACCCUGGAACAGGGUCAAAACAUUGAAAGUCAGAGCCUCAUGAGCAACUUCUUGAAAAGGUCACUAGACUUUCAAAAGAGCAACGGCUCACCGUGGGCGCUUCUGGCCUACUAUCAUAACACUUUUAACCUGCUUCAGAAGGACGAAGAAGUUACAGCAAAAGUGGCCGCCACCAUCUUGGAGAAUAAGACACUGGUUAAGGAGUUGAAACACAACAAGUUUGAUCUUUUAUUGACUGACCCUUGUCUUCCAGGUGGAGUGUUGUUGGCACAUUAUCUCCAGUGUCCAAUGGUUUUGGUUGGUCGCUGGUUUUUCAGUGGUGAGGCCCACUUUGCUAUUGCUCCUUCACCUCUUUCCUACAUCCCUCAAUUAUUCUCCAAACUGACAGACAAAAUGGAUUUCUUUCAAAGGGUCAAAAAUAUCCUCCAUCAUGGCUUAAUGUUGUACAUGUACUACUAUGUCACCAAUCCACCAUACCAGGCAGUCUGUGACCAUUACUUUGGACCUGAUACCAAUGUUAUGUCUCUCAUUCAGGGGGCUGAUAUCUUUCUAAUUAGUGCUGAUUUCACUUUUGAGUUUCCUCACCCCACCAUGCCUAAUGUUGUCUAUAUUGGUGGGUUCCAUUGUAGGCCCCCCAAGCCUCUUCCAUCACACUUAGAGGAGUUUGUGCAAAGUUCUGGUGACCAUGGGGUGAUUAUUAUGACUCUGGGCACCCUGCUGGGUGACCUCGGCCCUGAGAUAUCGGAGAUAUUUGCCUCAGCAUUUGCCAGCCUCCCACAGAAGGUUUUGUGGCGCCACACUGGAAAAAGACCUGUCACUCUGGGAAACAACACCAUGCUGGUUGACUGGCUCCCUCAAAAUGAUCUCCUAGGUCAUCCUAAAACCAGGAUCUUGGUUUCACAUGGGGGGACAAAUGGACUUUAUGAGGCCAUCUACCAUGGUGUACCAGUCCUGGGAGUUCCUCUCAUCUUUGACCAACAUGACAAUAUGGUUCGCAUGACAGCAAGGGAAGUGGCUGAAGUAGUUGAUGUGACAAACUUGGAUGUUGAGUCUCUAACAAAGGCUCUGAAGAAUCUAUUAGACCUUGAAAAGCCUUACCGAGAGAAUAUGCAGAAACUAUCCCAGAUUCAUCGUGACAAACCACUAAAACCAAUAGACAGCGCCACUUUCUGGAUGGAGUAUGUCAUGAGACACAAGGGUGCACCACAUCUGCGCACUGAGUCGUACAAGUUGCCGUGGUAUACCUAUCAUUCUCUUGAUGUGAUAGCAUUCUUUCUAGGAUGUGGGCUGCUGAUUGUUAUCUUAAUUGUGACUUCCUGUGGAUGUCUGUUCAGAUGUUUUUCAAAUACCAAAAACUUCAAAUCUAAGUCUAAAAGAGAAUAGAUGAGUGGACAAAUUAAGAAGAUUGAUAAAAAUAUUAUAAACAACAUAUACAAAUUUUGUUUACAAAUGUGUUUAUUAUGCGGAAUGUAAAAUACUACAAUAAAAGUGAUACUUUUAGUCUGUUAUCUCCUUGACUAUUCAUUCUGUCUCUUGGUAGGACAACACAUUGUUGUGUAUGUGUAUUGUACUGUUUAUGUCGAGGAGUCCUGGCAUGUUACUCUGGUACAGGAAAUACAGAAAGAUGGGGUGACACAUACAGAAAAAUCUUGGUGUGGUUUAUCUAGUGACAUUUAUGGAUGUGUAUACACCUUCCACUUAUGAAUAUCACCGUGAAUAGCACAAAAAAAGCAUAAAACCAUGUUUCCGUAGUGGUCCACACAAAAAGUCAGCCAGGAUGGGACUAGAACCUUUGGCUGCUACAAACCACAGCUUGUGGCAUAAGGUAAGUUCAUUAUCCCCUUGGUCACCUGUGUACUCAGUAGUUCUUCUAAAAGUUCAUCUCCCAUGAACUGAAGAAUCAUCUGAGUAACUGAUGACCUGCUCUUUUAGUUAUAAUGCAACAGGUUCUGUGAAUCACUGCUGAUCACUGAGA